CGCUGCGCGGUUUCGAAUCCUUCAAAAGAAUUUUUCUCUUGGCUAUGGAAGUCGUGAAUGUGCGCAGGUGUUAGACGGUCUCUGAUUAUCGAACUUGCAGGUAUCACCCGGUGGGCCUCUAAUAGGUCGUCUACACGGGCCAUAAUUUUCGGCAUUUUGUAGGCGGCAUCAUGGCUCGCAACUUACCAACCACAUUCGGCAAUAUAACCAAAAUAUUGCAAUAUGGCCGAGCAAUAUAUCCUGGCAUUUGUUUAGUGCGGCAAUACUGGCCGGCAAGUGUCCGAGAGAUCGACCGCUUUGCGAAUUUUCAGCAAUAUGGCUCAGCCAUCUUUGAAUUUGUCUCGCUUAGCUUGUUUAGCCGCGCGUCAUUCGAGUGUUGUUUUGUGGUGAAUUUUCUUAAUUUAAAAUGACUAAUUGGACUAACGAAAAGACUUUACAUUUAAUUAACGCUAUACAUUUACGUCCAGAAUUGUGGGAUGUUGACAAUGUUUUGUAUAAAGAUAAGAAUCGGAAAAAAGAUGGCUGGAAUGCAAUUGCUACUGAACUUGAAAUAUCAAGCGAUGAAGCCUACAAAAAGUUUCGCAGCCUGAGGACCUACGUUAAAAACGAAGCUAAAAAGUCUUCAAAGAAGAGUGGAAGUGGCGCUAAUAGUAAAGAUAGUACUUGGUUCGCUUUUCAAGCGAUGCAGUUUAUAUUAGCACGUGAUACACCAAACGAUGGUAUGGACACUGAAAAUAUGAGACAGGCUGUACAUCAAGAUUCUGAUGUUGACCAAUCUGAAGAAUCUCAAGAAAGUCCAGAACCUCAAGAGAAUACUGAUACUAUGGAACCAUUGCCAAAGCCGGUAAAUGUCUCUCGAGUUGUAAAAAAGAAACCAUCAAAAUAUAUACCUAAUCAUGAAGCUGCUUACGCCGAUGCCCUUAACAUAAUAGAAGAAUCGAAAAGUAACCGCAGGAACCCAUAUUCAUCAUUCUGCGAUCACAUUGCAACUAAAAUGAAUUCUUAUGACAAGUUGAUUUGCAAUGAAGUCGAGUUCAAAAUUAGCAAAAUAUUAUAUAAAGCUGACAAGAAAAUGCUACGCAACUCCAAUCCUGGAAGUCGUAUGGCUUGCGCAUCAUCUUCUAGUGAAAAUACAAAUGACGAUUACAUUAAUGCGAAGUUUAAGCUUACUCCUCUCGCAGCUAGCGAUAGAAAUUCCGGUCAUAAUAUUGUUUCGCCGCAGACACCAUACUCUAUUUCAAGCGAAAAUAUAAAUUCAGAUUACUCCGACUUAGUUUCUCGACCAGCUAAUAUAGAACAGGAUGCAAGGACGACCGAACAUAUUUCGAUUACUUCCAACUAUCGUACACUGGUGGAAUCUUACUGCAGCGAAGAUCCUCCCCUGUUUCAAUCUGCAGAAACUCUCACAAGGCGAAACUAAAUGAAAAACACUAGCGAAUUUAUCUAGCUAUUGUCUUUUAUUAAGUUAG
This is a messenger RNA of Acanthoscelides obtectus, 1469 nucleotides long. NCBI's taxonomy places the organism in Eukaryota, Metazoa, Arthropoda, Insecta, Coleoptera, Chrysomelidae. The record is from the annotation of a GenBank genome assembly.